Molecule: messenger RNA, 333 nt
Organism: Striga hermonthica
Lineage: Eukaryota; Viridiplantae; Streptophyta; Magnoliopsida; Lamiales; Orobanchaceae
Source: the annotation of a GenBank genome assembly
AUGACUAUGUCUUUGGGCGUCUUUUCGAGUAUCUUUCUGGCUAACAUGGCGUCGCUGGCAAGAUGUAAAUUGGCCAUAAAACUGUUAUUAGGGCUCCCAUCUGCUCAGCUGUCACCACGCCGCUCGUCACUACGCAUCGGCCAUCACUCGCCCGUCAACUUCAGUCCAUCGCCAAACCUCUCAGCAAAAAUGGCUCGGAUUAAGGUGCACGAGCUCCGGCAAAAGAGCAAGGCGGACCUGCUGCAGCAGCUGAAGGAGCUCAAGGCGGAGCUCUCGCUGCUGCGCGUGGUGAAGGUCACCGGCGGCACCCCAACAAGCUGUCGAAGAUUGUAA